AUGAAGGCGUUUCUAGUUUUCUCGGCUCUUGUGGCCGUCACCUACGGUGCGUCGCAGUUUCAAGGAAAAUACCAGCCUCAGCCUCAGUACUCACCCUCAAACCAGGAGAUUCCUAUUCUAAAACAAGAACAAAACAUCAACCCUGAUGGCUCCUAUGAAUACAGCUAUGAGACUGGUAAUGGUAUUGCCGCACAAGAACAAGGCUCUUUGAAGAGUUCUGGACCCAACAGCGAACCAUCUAUAGCCGUUCAGGGUUCCUUUAGUUAUACUGACCUCGACGGUACUCCGAUCUCUCUCACAUACAUUGCGGACGAGAAUGGUUUCCAACCUCAAGGCGCUCAUCUUCCCACUCCUCCUCCAAUCCCUGAAGAGAUCCUCCGCGCUCUCCGGUACAUUGAAUCCCAGCCCCAACAACCCCAGCCUUCUUAUAAUCAGCAGGUUCAGCCCAAUUUCCAACAAAUCCAGAAAAAACCUUUCGGACAGGCCUUCCGAGGAUAA
This is a messenger RNA of Arctia plantaginis, 498 nucleotides long. The record is from the annotation of a GenBank genome assembly. NCBI's taxonomy places the organism in Eukaryota, Metazoa, Arthropoda, Insecta, Lepidoptera, Erebidae.